Polyodon spathula (Mississippi paddlefish) is the source of this 1906-nucleotide messenger RNA. RefSeq names its product AN1-type zinc finger protein 6-like. The transcript has 6 exons. NCBI's taxonomy places the organism in Eukaryota, Metazoa, Chordata, Actinopteri, Acipenseriformes, Polyodontidae. Bases 155 to 820 code for a protein of 221 amino acids. The record is from RefSeq and is a predicted model, not a curated record. Gene Ontology annotation, molecular function: DNA binding; zinc ion binding.
ACCUCACGUUUAAUGUGUGCGCAUCGAGGGGAUUCCAAGGACAGUAAUUGUAAAAGAAGCCGAGAGGUUUAUUAUUUUUAUUUAUUUGUAUUGAAGAAGCAGGCGUAAACAUUCUUUGCCUUACAGGACUGCCCUCAGCCCCCCGUCAGAGAGGAUGGCACAGGAGACCAACCAGACGCAGGUGCCCACGCUGUGUGCCAUGGGCUGUGGCUUUUACGGAAACCCACGUACCAACGGCAUGUGCUCCGUCUGCUACAAGGAGCACCUGCAGAGGCAGCAGGGCCGGAGCAGCCCCCCAGCAGCCUCCUCCUCCCCCUCGGUGGUCAGUGGGUGCGGUGCCUUGGGGGAGAGCACCCCAGUCCAGUGCACAGAGGGGAGCCCCGAGUCUGAAGAGAGCGAGACCAGCACCCCCAGUCCCGUCACUCAGCAGAUGACAGCGAUGAGCAUCUCCCGGGACGACAGCAUGACUGAGCUGGAGCGAGGGGACAAGGAGGCAGAGCAGCAGCAGCAGCAGGAGGAGGAGGAGGAGGGAGGAGCAGCCAAAUCAACAGGUUGCCCCGUUGCAGUUUUGGAAGCGGUGCAGUGUUCCUCUGAAGGGGAGGAGAAGACACCAGACAAGACGAAGAAAAAGAACAGGUGCUAUAUCUGUAGGAAGAAGCUGGGUCUGACAGGAUUCGAUUGCCGCUGCGGGAACCUGUUCUGCGGGAUCCAUCGCUACUCUGACGAGCACGGCUGCCCGUACGACUACAGGUCAGAGGCAGCAGAGAAGAUUCGCAAGGAGAACCCCAUUGUGGUGGCAGAGAAGAUCCAGAAACUGUGAAAACGUUACGUUCCCGUGCAAAAAAGAAAAACUGACAAUGAAACAAACCUGAGGACGAAACAGGUCGUUGUGACACAUCUUGAGAGACCCCGAGAAUGCUUUCCUAUACUGACUAGAGGCAUCCGCAGGGGGCCACAGGACAAAAGGAGAAAACGAUUAAAAAAAAAAAAAAAAAAAAAAAAUUUUAAUAACUGUGUGUGUAUAUAUAUUUAAAAAAUCCAAAAAACACACACAAAAAAAAAAAAUUAAGAGCGAGAGAGAGGCAGUAUACUUUCAAAAGCUACCUUUUACCUUUCUGAACUUGGGGAUAAUGAUGCAAAUGUGUUUCAUGUAAACAGGGAGCUCCUGAGCGUGGUUUGAAACUUGAUGCUGUUUGAGAAGAGAAUGGUGGGCUCCCGUGUGUGUGUGUGUGUGUGUGUGUGGGGGCGGGGGUGGGUAGACUGGCAUUAAUAUGUGACUAAACGAUUUUUUUAAAAUCCGCUUAAGACACCCGAUGGAAAUUGGUACAUUCAACAUCAUCGGCCACUGGUACAAAGUUUGAAUGUGAGAGAAACAAGGUCUGGGAAAGACAAGGAAAACAGUGGUGGUGUAACUAGAAACAGCAUUGCAUUGUUUAGCAGUUGUAUUGACUUUCUAACGAGACAGAUAUAUAACCUGCAUUUUUUUCUCAUACGUACAAAGGCAGACUUUGGACCUGGUGUAAAUUGGAGCGAGGAAGCUCCUUUUUUUUUGUUCUGCACUGCACUGCACUCCACGUCUGCUUGGCUUGUGUAACAGGUUACAAGAUCCUUCCUAAAGUCUUCAUGCUUCAGUUCCAUGCUGUCCAUAGGAAACCAUGUGGGGUCAGGUGGGAGCCUUUGAUUUGUAACGCAGGAAGGAAGCAGGAGAGAGGAAGCCAUGUGCUUCCACCACACAAGCAGUGCUGCAGCAGAGCAAACUGUCCACCAGUGUUAAGAUCAGAGACUUGUUGUUGCACCUUUUUAAAGUACCUGUUUAAUAUAAAAUACAGACUCCUGGACUAUUGGAGUAGAGCUUGAAGUGCCGAAUUUACAGUAUACUGUACAUAUGUGUUCAUCUUCUAACGGC